Trichosporon asahii var. asahii CBS 2479 is the source of this 696-nucleotide messenger RNA. RefSeq lists its product as uncharacterized. The transcript has 2 exons. The record is from RefSeq and is a predicted model, not a curated record. The coding region runs from base 1 to 696 and encodes 231 amino acids. NCBI's taxonomy places the organism in Eukaryota, Fungi, Basidiomycota, Tremellomycetes, Trichosporonales, Trichosporonaceae.
AUGAUUGUCCUCUUCCAUCCUUCAGAACAACCAAGAAGCAAAAUCCUCUUCCCUACUCACGUUCAUCCUCACUCUCACAACUCUCUUUCCAUCUUCGUUUCGACUCUGACAACUGCUAUUACGACUCUCUACCCCUCUCGAGCUUCCUCACAAACCCACCCUCCUCUUCGUUCUCACGCUCGACACACGGCCUCGGCCCGCGAACCCACUACCACACUCGACCUUCCUCAGCAGCAGCAAGCAGCCAGCUUUAACAUAACCCCCGACACAAUGGGCUUCCUUUCUUCUUCCACUUCAAACUCUUCCUCUUCAACCGCCGGCUCGGGUGCCAUCUCUAGUGCAGAGUACUUUGCCGCCGAGCACCGCGCCAGCAUGGCCUCCGCCCAGAACGGCCGCUCCACCCCUCUCGUUCUCUCUGAGCCUCCCAGGCCAAACCGCGAUACGCAGUACAAGACGAAGAACCAUGCGCAGAAGUCCAACCCCCUCGACACGUUGACGGAGGCCAUUCUCGGCACGUCGCGCGCGAUGGAGAACUGGCAGCUCAAGAUGGACAAGCGGAAAUUCAGCAAGUCGCAGAAGUCUCGCGAUGACUCGAACCUGCAGACACGCUCGUCAGGCUGGGGACUGCGCGCGCUCAAGGGCGACUUCCUCAAGAGCAAGAGCGACUUUAGGGCCAAGAGCGAGAUCUGGAACUAA